Salmo salar (Atlantic salmon) is the source of this 2397-nucleotide messenger RNA. RefSeq lists its product as uncharacterized. The record is from RefSeq and is a predicted model, not a curated record. Gene Ontology annotation, molecular function: signaling receptor activity; protein binding. Gene Ontology annotation, biological process: signal transduction. Gene Ontology annotation, cellular component: plasma membrane. NCBI's taxonomy places the organism in Eukaryota, Metazoa, Chordata, Actinopteri, Salmoniformes, Salmonidae.
ACCGGAGAUGCGUAAAGGGGAAGUUUGCUCUCUUUAAUCCUCUGUCAAUGUUUCUAAACUCGCGCGCACACACACACACGGGAAGCAGAAUUUCCACAUUCCGUUUGGAGUUGUACAGUACUGAGAAGGAGGGACACACCUUUACUGGAGAGCCCCAGGAGAGAGGAGGAGAGGAGGGAUUAGUUAGUUACUUAGUUAGUUAGCUUGACGUGAUUAGGAGGGCUUGGCUUCUGUGUCUGCCGUUGUAAACGUUUUACACUUGGAUACGUACAGUACGGGCUGUGGAGGACAGGUUGACAGCCAUGUGUUGUUGGCUAUGCCUGGACAUUUAUUAAAGACAAGGCAACAGGUCGUUAAAAAGAGAUGUUCUCUCAGUGGGCUCUACUGUUGUUGUGUACUCUCCCUGUGAUGGCUGUCCACUCAGAGGGAUGUCAGUGUCCAGGAGCCACCAUUUUGGACCAGUUUCCCUCUGUCCUACCCGCUGAGACCUGCUGUCUGAACUACUCCGGCUCCACGUUCGGCCAUGUUCCCUGGGCCAGGCUCACCAAUGGGACCAGACUACAGCUCCUGGACCUGUCACACUGUAACAUCACUCAGAUCGACCUGGAGGACACAGAGACCACACUCUCUCCUCUCCAGGAGGUCUACCUGGGUCACAACAGACUGACCUCCAUCCCAGGGGACUUCCUGUCAGAUCUACCCAGCCUGAAGGUGCUGGAGUUGGGCAUGAACCAGCUCAGGGAGCUACCUGAGGAUUUCCUCCAGGGAUCUGAUGGCCUCCGGGAGCUGGAUUUCAGUGGGAACCUCCUCCGCUCCCUCCCCAUCUCUGUCCUCUCCCUGCCGGGCCUGGCGAGGCUGGAGCUGGGGAACAACACCUGGGACUGCUCCUGUUCUCUGGUGGAGGGGCUGGAGGCCGGUGGGGGGCAGGGAAACAACAACAACAACACCAGCCUGCAAGGCAUCGUGGGUAACAUCACAUGUGCAUCUCCUGGGAAUCUGGCGGGGUGGCUCGUGUGGUCGGUGGCAACGGGAGACGUCUGCCGCUCUCCAGGUCUCACCGCACUUUUCAUCGUCCUGCCCCUCCUCAUCCUCACCGGUCUGGUCCUCUGCCUGUGCUGCGGUAGGAAGAGCAAAAGCAAGGAGGCGCCCGCGUUCGGCUCUUCCAAGAAGAAGGCCUCUCACUCCCAUUCAUCCAACGGCCACCGACACCACCACCGCUCUAAGCCCCCAGUAGGAGGAGGAGGAGGAGAGGGUAACGUCCCCAUGGUGGGGGACAGCAGCAGGGACGGCAUUUUGAAGAGCCAGCUCCUCCUACGAUCCUCCACCACCCUCCUGAGCUCCACCAGGGACAUCUAUGAGGAGGUGGAGAUGAAGCUAGGUGGCUCUGUGGAGUGUCUUCCCUCUCCCUCUCCUGGGUCCUCCUUCGCAGUGGGGAUCUCGGCCUGGCCGGCGUCCCAGACAGAGGGCCCAGAGAUGGGUACGUGCAGACAGGCAGAGCUUGACACGGUGAGUGUGACAGAGGUGAUGAAGGAUUCGGCAGACAGGGAGAAGGCUUAUAUGACCCAGUCCACUGAAUACUACAGUCUGGUGCCUGGGAUAGACCUGGAGGACUCCGACCACGACUCUGAUCACGGCUAGGACCAGGCAGCGUACGUGGGCGUCAACCUGUCGUGAAAACGGACAUAGGUUCACUAGAGAGAGUGUAUGUGUUGUUACAAUUCCAAAUCAACCCCUAGCUCACCACCCCCUUGGUAUGUUACACCUUGACUGAGAUAUCUGGUCAGGAGGAAGACAGAAUGAUAUGUUACACCUUGACUGAGAAAUCUGGUCAGGAGAAAGACAGAAUGAUAUGUUACACCUUGACUGAGAAAUCUGGUCAGGAGAAAGACAAAAUGGCAUGUUACACCUUGACUGAGAAAUCUGGUCAGGAGAAAGACAGAAUGAUAUGUUACACCUUGACUGAGAUAUCUGGUCAGGAGUAAGAGAGAAUGGUAUGUUACACUUUGACGGAGACAUCUGGUCAGGAGAAAGACAGAAUGAUAUGUUACACCUUGACUGAGAUAUCUGGUCAGAAGGAAGACAGAAUGGUAUGUUACACCUUGACUGAGAUAUCUGGUCAGAACACUGAAUAAGCAGUGAGAAUGGAAAACUAUUGUCUCUUUGACUGAAGAAUCACAAUCAUCUAACAGGAAGUGAUGUCACAUUGAGCUCUUCAGGAAGGGCUGACAUCAUCACUCUGAGCUCCACUUCCUGUGGGACCAGAGAGCAGCUCAGUCCACCGUGUGAACAGGACAGGGUAAGGAGAGAACAGGACAGGGAGAGGAGAGAACAGGACAGGGAGGAGAGGACAGGGAGAGGAGAGAACAGGACAGGGAGGAGAGGAGAGGACAGGGAGAG